CUUCCACUAUGGGCUCCCGGGCUGCUGCAACCUGGUACCGCUGCCUCCCAGCGCUCUGCUCCGGGACAGCGCUUCGGGUCGCUCCGGUGCUCAGACCCGCACCCUUCGCUUCCACCCCGGGCAGAAGAAACCUGAACGUGCAGACAGCAACUGAGGCGGUUAAGCUGAAGAGCAUUGAUGACUUACCGGGGCCCAGCCGGUCCACCACUAUGUACUGGCUGUUGGUCAAAGGAUACGCGGAAAAGAUGCACUUACUGCAGGGCUUACAGAAGCGUCUGUAUGGGCCCAUCUGGCGCUCCAAGUUUGGCACUUUUGACUUUGUCAAUGUGGCGACUCCUGACCUCAUUGGUCAAGUGAUCCAGCAGGAAGGCCGCUACCCAGUCCGAUUUGAGAUGCCCCACUGGAAGGAGUACAGGGAGCUGAGGGGCCAGGCCUACGGACUCCACGUAGAAACAGGACCAGAGUGGUACCGCAUCCGCAGUGCCCUGAACCCCAAGAUGCUGAAGCUACAGGAGGUAUCGGUCUAUGCCUCCACCAUCCAGCAGGUGAUUGGAGAUCUGCUGCAACGCAUUGAGGUCUUACGAGCUCGCAGUCAGGACCAAGCCACAGUUUUGGACGUGGCAGCUGAGCUCUACAAGUUUGGCUUUGAAGGUAUAUCCUCCAUCCUGUUUGAGACCAGACUGGGGUGCCUGCAGGAGGAGAUUCCCCAUGAAACUCUUCGCUUCAUCAAGGCUCUUAACGACAUGAUGACGUUUGCUGACAUGGUGCUUCUCUUCCCACGAUGGACCCGCAACAUCCUCCCCUUCUGGAAACGCUUUGUUCAGGCCUGGGAUGACCUCUAUGAAGUAGCUCAGACGCUCAUCGACAGGAGAAUGGCUGAAAUUGAAGCUCAGGUGAGCCGGGGUGAACCUAUAGAGGGCAUGUACCUGACCUACCUGCUGUCUUCUGGCAAGCUUACCAUAGCGGAAGUCUACAUAAGCAUUACAGAGCUGAUGCUGGGAGGAGUCGACACGACGUCCAACACCUUGUCGUGGGCUUUGUAUCACUUAGCGAGAGACAGCAGGGCUCAGGAUCGACUUUACAGCGAGGUGAAUUCGGUUUGUCCUGACAAGCGGGAGCCAACCAUGGACGACCUGAGCAGGAUGCCCUUCCUGAAGGCCGUCAUAAAGGAGACAUUACGCCUGUAUCCAGUGGUUCCUGGAAACGGACGCUUUGUUUCGGAGAACGAGGUGAUUCUGGAUAACUACUGGUUCCCAAAGAAGACUCAUUUCCAUCUGUGCCAUUAUGAAGCCUGCCACGAUGAGUCCGAGUUCACAAAUGCAGAGCACUUCCUCCCAGAGCGGUGGUUUCGCAGUGACUCGCCAAAUAGCCGCAGCGACAGAGCCAGACCCGGCUUCUAUCAGCAUAACCCUUACAGCUUCAUCCCGUUUGGCGUCGGGGUGCGAGCCUGUGUGGGGAAGAGGGUGGCAGAGAUGGAGAUGCACUUUGCUCUGUCCAGGCUGAUGCAGCAUUACGAGAUCCAGCCUGAAGAUGGUGCACCGACCGUGGAGGCCAAAACUCGGACGCUGCUCAUCCCCGCUAAGCCCAUCAACCUGCGCUUCGUCCCCAGAGCCUGAAGAUGGCGCCAGUGUUGGCAAGCAGCUCGUGCAUUCAUAAUAAAAGUGCUCCCAGAAGUUUCUUUCUCAGUGUAACUUUAGAGUUUGAGCAACAGGCUGAAACUGCACAGAGGUACAAAUGAGUAAUUAGAUAAAAAUUUAAGGCCAUUUCUGGUGUUUGCCAAUCUGGGUGUGGCGCACUAACGCAUCUGAGCCUUCAUGGUGCAGAUUCCUGUCAGCAGCCGCAUUUAACAAAUUUCAGCAAUGAAGGUAGUGAGUAAAUCCUCAAGCCAGGUUGACACAUGCAGGGAUUUCUCUUUAGGAACACAUUUAAUGGGCACAUUUAUCAUUUUAAAGAAAUAAGCUCAUAAUUUAUCUACACAUUUAUCUUUAUAUGUAUUUCUUUAUAUUUCCUAGCUAACGUCUGUUAUGGUCUUCCUUUAUUAUUUGAUAGUUGUUGUCAUUUUAAUUAAGAUCCCUUCUUAGUGUCCAGUUUUUUUCAUGUUUUUUGUGGCUACAUUUGUUUUUUUCUGCAUGCUUUGUGUCAUUUCCUGUUUUGUUUUGGCAAUUUCUCUCUCUGUGAGUCCUGACUACCGCCUCACAAAGGAAGUAACGUAACCAAAGAGUCUAAAAAGUUUCCUUCUGAAGGAGAAUUCAUCAAAAACAAACGAAAACCACAGUGCUCGGAGAAUCAGACUGUACUGGGGGACUACUAAAAGUGCAUCUUAGUUACUUCACCACAUGAAUUCCUGAUGUUUCAUGCAGACUGUAAACGAGGACAGUCGAGAGCCCAUCUUAGCUGUCUUAGGGCGAGGCAGGGUACACCUUGGACAGGCCUAUUUUACUUCCACUCAUUACUUACUUACCAUCUUACUUACUUUACUUACUUACAUUUUACUUUACAUACUUUACUUUCUUUUAUUACUUUUGGUCUUUACCUACCUAUUGUCUUUCUUUCUUUGCUUACGUUCCUUACUUACAUUUUACUUUUGUAAAUUAUUUCUUACUUUACUUAUUUACUUACUUACUUUAUUUAACUGCUUACUUAUUUUCACAGUUACAGAACAUGUUAAUGUUAAACCAAAAAUAUAAUAUGCAAUUAUAUUAAAAUUACAUUACAUUAAAACUGCAAAUUUACCAUAUGUUAUAAAAACAAGAAAAAAACAAAUAUUUAAAAACCUGCCAAAAUCUUUGCUAAAACUACAAAUUAUAUUGUAAUUUUUAGGCAAAAAACAAACCGAAUUAAUGCUUUUAUACCCAGAUUCGAGCAGGCACACUAAACGUCUCUGAGAAGAAAUAAAUUAAUAAAGUAUAAUUUUUUUUUUAUUUUUAGGAAAAGUAAAGUAAUAAUAUGAAUUUGGCACAAUCUUGUUGUUGUAAGGUCCUCUGAGCACCGUGCUUCUCUUUUUCCAAACUCCUUCCAAUUAAUAAAUAAAUAAACCCUGUUUGCUUUGCUUCCUUUGUGAGUGUUUGCCUACCGUCAUUAGUUUAACCUAUAUAUAUACAUCAAUGUACAUACAGGUGUGUAUGUACAUAGACCAACCAUAUCAGUCUGUAUCGUUUAUCUUUUUGUUUUCCUGGAAUUCUGUUUAGUUUUAGCCCUCUGGUAUAGUUCUGGAUUUUCUGAGAGUUUUUCAGCAAUUAAAGGCAUGUUUUUUGUUUUUUUAAACCUCCUUUAGGUUUGUGCAUGUGGCUCCUCAGUUUAUUAACCCAUAACAGUAUUUGCAAAACAGAUGUUAUUAGUUUUUAGUUACUACUCAAGUAUAACUUCUUUGCACUGUCAGAUCUGAGAGUACACUGGCUGUUAAAGCCGUUUAAACACAUUACUUUAUUUACUUUCAUUAACUUUUACACUGACUUUGAGUUUGACAUUGACUUUGGCUAAAGUGAAUCUCUGAAGUCUUUGAUGAUGAACCAGUAAAGUGAAAUUCUCCCUUUAAAGUUUUUAAAGAUUUUAUUUGUGCAUGUAUUUACACACAAAAGAGCUGUUUUAUCUUUCAUAAACAUAUUUGUGCAGGAAGUAAUUUAAUAUUUUCUUCCUCUUUCAGAGAAGCCAGAAAGAGAGAAAAGGGACUUCUCUGCAGAGUUUAGAUGUUCACACAAAAUUGAACCUAAUGCCCAAAUCUUGCCUUCUGCAUUAUAUAAUCACUGUAAUUGUAUAACAACGAGUCCUAAUAUGUGUGUGUGUGUGUGUGUGUGUGUGAAAAUGCCUGUCUAACUCCAAGCACUUUGCUUUGCAUACCUGUUUUUAUUAAUCUCUUUGGUGCAUAUAAAGCUGGAGCAGGUGGGGCUCAAAGCUCAGAUGUUGGAAGUGUAAAAAAAUACUUAUGCAAAUGGGUAGUGCACACUGCCCCCUUGUGACAAUAAGGAGGAACGGCAGGUUGUUUAUAUAUUUAAAGGUGAGGUUAAUAAAAUAUUUUACACCGAUCACUGUUUGUUUUUGCUUUAAGCUCAGCAUCAACCACACAGAGGAAUAAAGUUGGAGAGUGUGUGAAUUUACUGAAGGAAAAACGAAUGUUUACCAACUUUCUUAAAAUUAAUUUAAUAUUUGUAGUUUGAAGCUCUAGAUGCAGACUUUUCUAACUCGGCUCUUCUGUUUUUUUCUUUGCAAUGGUUUUGAACAAUUACAAUAUCACAUGUAGACGUGGUGAUUGUGAUCCCAGUA
Molecule: messenger RNA, 4260 nt
Organism: Pelmatolapia mariae (spotted tilapia)
Lineage: Eukaryota; Metazoa; Chordata; Actinopteri; Cichliformes; Cichlidae
Product: sterol 26-hydroxylase, mitochondrial
Exons: 9
Coding region: 9-1616 (535 amino acids)
Biological process (GO): C21-steroid hormone biosynthetic process; cholesterol metabolic process; cortisol metabolic process
Cellular component (GO): mitochondrial inner membrane
Molecular function (GO): heme binding; iron ion binding; monooxygenase activity
Source: RefSeq, a predicted model, not a curated record